Dissoconium aciculare CBS 342.82 is the source of this 5271-nucleotide messenger RNA. RefSeq names its product aminophospholipid-translocating P4-type ATPase. Bases 456 to 5129 code for a protein of 1557 amino acids. Gene Ontology annotation, biological process: phospholipid translocation. The transcript has 3 exons. NCBI's taxonomy places the organism in Eukaryota, Fungi, Ascomycota, Dothideomycetes, Mycosphaerellales, Dissoconiaceae. The record is from RefSeq and is a predicted model, not a curated record. Gene Ontology annotation, cellular component: plasma membrane. Gene Ontology annotation, molecular function: ATPase-coupled intramembrane lipid carrier activity; ATP binding; ATP hydrolysis activity.
CGUCGGAUCGCGGGCUCAUCACAAUUGCAACUCUCGCUAGGUUUAGCUCCGCCGUGUGCCGGACUUCUAAAGUUCCCUGCAGCAUCGUGGCCAGUGUGUCCUGUUAAGCCCGAACCCAUUACAUCUUACAAAUCUCGCCGAAGGCCGCCCUGCCUUCCCAUACGCCCACACGCAAAGUCGCUCACCACUGGUGGACAGCCGCGUCUGCUUCCACGUCAAUUUCAUUCGUUCUUCACGUCAACCGAAAGACUUUUUGACGACAGAAAUCACGCUGCAUCAGCCGCAGUCCGCUCUCUCGGCGCUGCUGCGCUCACCAUUCAUCAGCAGUCUCCUUGUCGACCCUAUGCCGUCCUGCGCGAGAUAACAUCGUCAAAACGUGCGAGUCGCGUCUUGCCGCACGAUUCGAUACCAUCCCGUCUGUUUGGUAACCUCGGCCAGGCAACGCGACGUUCAAAAUGGUGGUCAUUGAGGAUCCCGAGAUGUUGUCCGCGGAGCGCACCAACCCAAUGAAGCGCAUGCGAUGGGCAACUCAACGCAUACCAGGCAAGAAGGGCCUACAAAAGCGCAAGUCGAUAUUCAAACGGCAUGCGGCGCGGAUGAGCUCUGGGUCUACCAACGUAGAUCCUGCCGUGCUUGAACACAACGAAACAAGGGCAGAAGAGAUCGCAAAUGACGAACCCAUUGAAGGACAAGCCCCAAGGACUAUCUACUUCAAUCAGGAUCUACCGAAUGAGGUGCGAGAUGAGGACGGCAGGCCACUGCAGCACUUCAAACGAAACAAAAUCCGCACUGCCAAAUACACACCUUUGAGCUUUGUGCCUAAAAACCUAUGGUUUCAACUACAUAAUAUCGCCAACGUAUACUUCAUCUUUAUCGUCAUCCUGGGAAUUUUUUCCAUCUUCGGUGUCACUAAUCCUGGUUUAUCUGCUGUGCCCAUCAUCGUCAUUCUGGUCAUUACGGCCAUCAAGGACGCAAUCGAGGACUGGAGAAGAACUGUUCUGGAUAAUGAGUUGAAUAACGCGCCGGUGCACCGACUUGUAGACUGGGUCAAUGUCAAUGUUGCCGAGGAACAGAUUGGCACGUGGCGGAAAAUAAAAAAGGCCAGUUCAAAAUUUGUCCUCUUCGCAUACCGAUUCUUCAAGGCCAAGCAAGAAGAGCGGCUCGCGAAAAAGGGCAAAGGGAAACAAGGACAAGAUCGCGCCUUGGAUGCAGCACUUUCCAGAGACGAGCCACGGCCCAGCCACAUUGGCCGUCGAUUGGACAAUGAGGUCGAUGACGACGACGACGACGAUGACUUCCAUGCCGGACAGCAUGCGGACGGCGACAUGGAAAUGACACCCGUGUCAUCGCCGACCCCUGGACAGACCGCGCAAACGCCCUACAAAAGCCCUGGUGUCGACGAGAUUGACAUUGAGGGCUCAGGCAACGGUCACCUUCAAAUGGCUGAAGUACCCGUGCCGGAUGCUGGCAGAAAAGUUGAACAGCUCCCGGUGCUGAAGAAGGAUCAUGGUAGCCUGAUUGAUCCAAGUCGCAAGGCAACAGAUCAAGCGCGCUUCAAAAAGGAUUUCUGGAAAAAUGUUCGAGUUGGUGAUUUUGUGCGGCUUUACAACGACGAAGAAAUCCCCGCAGAUGUCAUCGUACUGUCGACGAGCGAUCCAGACGGUGCUUGCUACAUCGAGACAAAAAACCUAGACGGAGAGACGAAUUUGAAAGUCCGUACCGCCUUAUACUCGGGUCGCAGAGUCAAGCGAGCACGAGACUGCGAACGCACAAAUUUCCUGCUUGAGAGUGAGCCCCCUCACGCCAACCUUUAUGCGUAUUCUGGUGUGGUCAGAUGGAACCAACGCGACCCGAAGAAUCCUCAUGCAGCACCGACCGAGAUGGCCGAACCUGUCAGUAUUAACAAUAUGCUUUUGCGUGGCUGCACAGUCCGCAACACUGAGUGGAUCCUGGGCAUUGUCGCCUACACUGGAGAGGACACCAAAAUCAUGCUCAACUCUGGCAUCACACCCUCCAAACGACCGAAGAUCAUGCGAGAUCUAAACUGGAAUGUGUUAUACAAUUUCAUUAUUCUAUUCAUCAUGUGUAUUGUCGCUGCUGUGGUCUCGGGCACGACUUGGGGUAAAGGCAACGAAUCUCUGAACUACUUCGAGUACGUGACAACUGCACCUGGAUUGAAUGGCUUCAUCACCUUCUGGGCUGCUGUCAUCUUAUUCCAGAACUUGGUCCCGAUCUCGCUCUACAUCUCUCUCGAAAUCGUGCGCAGCGUUCAAGCGUUCUUCAUCUACUCGGACAGUUACAUGUACUACGAAAAGAUCGAUUACCCAUGUACGCCAAAAUCCUGGAACAUCUCGGACGAUCUAGGUCAAAUCGAGUACGUUUUCUCCGACAAGACUGGAACCUUGACACAGAACGUGAUGGAGUUCAAGAAAUGUACAGUCAACGGGCAGCCGUAUGGUGAAGCCUACACUGAGGCAUUGGCUGGCAUGCAGAAGCGUAUGGGCAUCAAUGUUGAAGAGGAAGGCGCCAAGGCACGAGUGCAAAUCGCUCAAGACCGCGCCGCCAUGAUUGAGCGGAUCCGGCAAAUGCAUGACAAUCCCUACCUGUGCGACGAACAGUUGACAUUCGUAUCUUCUAGCUACAUUGCCGACCUCGAUGGGGAUUCUGGUCCUGAGCAGAAAGCUGCUAAUGAGGAAUUUAUGCUUGCUCUGGCGCUGUGUCACAGUGUCAUCACAGAAAGGACCCCUGGCGACCCUCCGCGGAUCGAGUUCAAGGCGCAAAGCCCCGACGAAGCCGCGCUGGUGGCAACUGCCCGGGAUUGCGGUUUCACUGUCACAGGUCGAUCGAACGACGGAAUCAUCGUCAAUUAUCUUGGACAUGAGCGCGAGUAUCAAGUGCUGAACAUAUUGGAGUUCAAUUCCACACGAAAGCGCAUGAGCUCCAUAGUGCGCAUGCCUGACGGCCGCAUCAUGCUUUACUGCAAGGGAGCCGACAGUAUCAUUUAUUCCAGGCUUAAGAAGGGUGAGCAGCCUGAACUACGAAGAACGACCGCAGAGCAUCUAGAAAUGUUUGCACGUGAAGGUCUACGGACCCUGUGUAUUGCUCAGAAGGAGCUGGAUCCUAUGGUGUACAAGGAGUGGGCCGAAGAACACGAGCUGGCGGCUGCCGCGGUGACUGACCGAGAAGAAAAGCUGGAGGAAGUUGCCGAUGCUAUUGAGCGUGAUCUCGUCCUUCUGGGAGGAACAGCUAUCGAAGAUCGACUACAGGAUGGUGUCCCAGACACGAUCGCCCUCCUCGCUGAGGCUGGCAUCAAGCUUUGGGUCCUGACAGGUGACAAAGUGGAGACCGCCAUCAACAUUGGCUUCUCUUGCAACCUACUCGGUAACGACAUGGACCUGAUCGUGCUCAAGACUGAAGAUGAUGAUAUUGAUCUUGCCGAGGAUGAGUUGGAUAAGCAUCUUCUUUCCUUCGGCAAGACUGGCUCGGACGAAGAGCUCAAGGCCGCCCGGAAAAACCACGAGCCACCAGCACCUACCCAUGCUUUGGUCAUUGACGGUGACACUCUCAAAGUCAUGCUUGAUGACCGCUUGAGGCAGAAAUUCCUGCUUCUCUGCAAAGAAUGCAAAUCAGUCCUAUGCUGUCGUGUCAGUCCUGCACAAAAGGCUGCGGUCGUCGCGUUGGUCAAGACUACAUUGGACGUCAUGACGCUCUCCAUUGGUGACGGCGCGAACGACGUGGCCAUGAUUCAGGAGGCCGACGUAGGAGUCGGCAUUGCAGGCGAAGAGGGUCGACAAGCAGUAAUGAGUUCCGACUACGCCAUUGGCCAAUUCCGCUUCCUGGCCAGACUCCUUCUGGUCCAUGGUCGCUGGGAUUACAAGCGCAUGGCAGAGUGUAUCGCCAACUUCUUCUACAAGAACAUCAUCUGGGUGUUUGCUCUGUUCUGGUAUCAAAUCUACGCGAACUUCGACUGCUCUUACGUCUUCGACUACUCAUAUAUCUUGCUCUUCAACUUGGCAUUCACAUCUCUGCCGAUCAUCUUCCAGGGUAUCCUCGAUCAAGAUGUCGAUGACAGAGUUGCGCUCGCCAACCCACAACUCUACCGUCGCGGAAUUGAGCAAAAGGAAUGGACGCAACUGAAGUUCUGGUCGUACAUGAUUGAUGGAUUGUACCAAUCUGUCAUUGCAUUCUACUUCACCUACUUCAUGUUCGAUCAAGCGACCUUUGCCACCUCAAACGGUCUCAACAUCAAUGAUUACAAGCGACUCGGCGUUUACAUCGUCAACCCGAUUGUGGUUGUAGUCAACGUGUACAUUCUCAUUAAUACCAACCGAUGGGACUGGUUCAUGUUGUUGAUCACGGCCAUUUCGAUUUUGCUCAUCUGGGCCUGGACUGGCAUCUACACCCUUUUCGACGCCGGCUUCACCUUCUUCCACGCAGGAUCACAGGUCUACGGCGAAUUGUCCUUCUGGGCGCUAUUACUACUUACCGUCAUCACGUGCUUGCUGCCACGCUUUGCAAUCAAAGCUUUCCAGAAGAUCUACAUGCCCUACGACGUCGACAUUGUGCGGGAACAAGUUCGACAAGGAAAAUUUGACCACCUCAAGGACUUGGAUAUGGACAAGAUCAAUUUUGCGUCGGAGAAGAUGACGAACUCUCUGACCUCGUCCGAGAUAACCAAGGCGGAGCAUAUGCGGUCCUCUUCAGGAGAUCAGCGGCCUAUUGACGAAGACAUGAAGCCCAUCUACCCGCCUUCAGUCGCCCCGACAGCGACCACCCACAACCCCCGCAGCCACAAUGGUAGCGACGGGACAGAAUAUACCAAUCAUCGCGCAAGCCUCGCCGAGCUUGACCGCGCAUUCCCUCUGGUUAUCAGUACCACUGCUCCAACAGGUCCCAACGCUGUCAGGGACGAGUACAGGACAGAAACCACCCCGGUACGACCCAGCAUGGACCGAUUACGGCCCAGUUUCGAUCGGUUAAGGUCCAGCAUGGACCGCACGCGCGCCAGUUUCGAAGCGAGCAACGACUUCACUUCGGCGGCGGCGUUGUCCCGGGUGGAGAGCAGCCACUCAAACAUUGUCACCGCCAGUAGCCGGCGGCAAGACAUUAGCGAUGAUUUACGGUCGUAGUCUCAGCAGAAUUGUGUAUUUUUGGCUUUUUAAUCCUGCACCCUCGUUCCCGGUCCCAUUUUCGUUACCCCCAACUUUGUACAGGCUCCCUCUCGUUCUUUUUGUGCAUUUAGAAAAAGGAGUUUUCUUUUGAAUUUGUAUU